AUGAUUGACAACGAAUCGAAUGUUACAAGUACCGUUGAAGCAUCAACACUCGGCAGUUUUCCCAUUACCACUACAACUAGAAUAAUCACAACCACACUAUCUUCUACUACUCCCUCUUCAUCUCCAACAUCUAGCACCACUCAAAUUGAUCUGAAUAUUAUCUUACCAUGUACAAUUAUUGGAGGUGUGAUGUUAAUAGUUUUUAUUGUGAUAUGCAUUUGCUACAAAAAAAGACAAAGAUUAAAACAAAAAAAUUCACCGCCAACUUUACCAUCAUUUGCAGUUCCUAAAUUAAAUGAUAUAUCUAAUGAAUCACCCAUUGAUCACCAACAAGAAGAAGCUAUCAAGCCAGUUCUACUACGAAACAGACAUAUUUCGAAUACACCUGUUGCUGAAACAAGAGAAAGUAUGGCAAGUGUAACAAGUGUAUAUAGUGAUGGAUAUAUAGUGCCAAGUUCUCCACCAAAUAAAGAAAUUCAGGAUGAUCCAGAGUAUAUUGAUAUGACACAGCCACAAUAUCUUCCCAAAGCCUGUGGUGUGGUUAAUAAAGGGUAUGUCAAUGAUCCUAGAAAUCCACAGACUAAUUUUUUUUCAAUUCAUGAGUUAUCUUCCCAUUAUCAAAAUACUGGGAAUUCUGUGCCUGAUAUGAGACCAAUAAAAACAGUGAGUGAAUAUGCAAAUAUUAAAAACGAGAUAAGUGAAUCCACAAAACGACCUUCUAGUGAUAUUUAUGAAAAUACAGACCAAAUUUUAGAAGAUCAUCAAUUGCUUGAUUAUGAAAAUGCUCCUGCAAAAGUGACAUCCAAAAAUGAGAAUAUAAAUGAAAGUUUAACCACAAACAAUCUCACACCUGAGAUUAAACCUAAAAAAACUCCCCCAUCCCCUAGAACCAAUCGCCCUCAACUAUCUCUGCAAAAUAACUCCCCAAAACCAUCAGUUGGAUCUCCACGCUCUCAAUCUUCACCAAGAGGAUCUCCACGCUCUCGAUCUUCACCAAGAGGAUCUCCAGCAUCUAAAACACCAAGAACUUGCCCUGAAAAAUACAGAGGUGUUAAAGUUAUGUAAAUAAGAUUUAUCUAAUACAUAUGAAACUAUACACAUGUAGUAUAUCUUUAAAAUGAAUAUUUUUCAUCUGAAGAUCUUUCUCUGCAGUCAUCGUUCUUUUUUUUUACUAGAUCAGAUAAUAUCUAAAGGGACUGUAAAGAAGUUUUCAACAUUGUGUAUGAGUAUAGGGGACAAUGAUAGCAUCAAUUUACACCAUUCCAAUUUUCAAUCAGACAUCUGUGCUUUUUACAAUUUCAUUUAAACUAAGCAUUUUAUAACGUCACUAAUCUUGAAGAUCUUUUGGCAUAUUUUGCCAUUAGUGAUGUCAUCAAACACUUAAUUUUAGUGGAAUUGCAGGAACCAGGGUACACAUAAAAAAUUUAGAAAACCUUUUUACGAUCCCUUAAAUUUAGAGUGAGUCAAAUUUGAUUUAGUAACAACGGUUUAAGGGCAAUAUUGAGACAAUUGGGAUUUCAAAAUUGUCAUAAUUUCAAAGGGAUCUAACUAUUAAUCUGUAAUUAAUUGGGAUUAAUAAUUAAUCUUAAGUUACCUUAUUCAGAUGUACAUACAUGUAUAUAUCAGUAUAAGAUAUUUAUUAUAUGUGAAAUAAGUUUCAUUAUUUCUCAUUCAUUUGUACAUACAUGUAUAAUUCAAUACAACUAAUAAAGAUAUUAAUUU
This is a messenger RNA of Lottia gigantea (owl limpet), 1722 nucleotides long. RefSeq lists its product as hypothetical. NCBI's taxonomy places the organism in Eukaryota, Metazoa, Mollusca, Gastropoda, Lottiidae. The record is from RefSeq and is a predicted model, not a curated record. The coding region runs from base 1 to 1065 and encodes 354 amino acids. The transcript is spliced from 3 exons.